GUUUAUUUUCCACUUGCAGAGAGUGUGAUAGGCGCGCAUGUUCUGCGCUUGAUACGAACUUUAAAACAGUGAAAAGCAUGUUAUGAUCGGUUUUUCGAUGAACAUCAAAAGAUGUUUAGCUUUUUUAGUAAACGUUUUCGAAAAUCUUCGCCUGCCAUAAAGAGAAGUCAGUUAGAUGAUAAUAUUAAAUGCAACAAAAAUGUGAUUCCUUGUAAAAUAAUAUUACUUGAUGGAACCGUCCUUACUGUUGAAGUCACUAAAAAAGCCCUUGGUUCUGAUUUAUUGGAGCAAGUCUUUUACCACAUAGACUUAGUGGAAAAGGAUUAUUUUGGACUUCACUAUAAUGACGAGUUUAACGUUCAGCAUUGGUUGGAUCCCACCAAAGAAAUUAAGAAGCAAGUUAAAGGGACUUUGCCUUUUAUAUGCCACUUAGGAGCUAAAUUUUAUUCAUAUGAACCUACUAAUUUGAGAGAAGAAUUAACCAGAUAUUUAUUUUUCUUACAACUGAAGCAAGACAUUUUAACUGGAAAACUUCCUUGUCCUUACAACACUAUUGUUGAAUUAUCUGCAUUAUCUCUACAAUCUGAAUGUGGAGAUUAUGAUGAAUCAAUUCACAAUCUUGGUUUUGUUUCCGAAUUUCGGUUUGCUCCUAAUCAAACUGAAGAAAUGGAAGCCGACAUUCUUGAACAAUACAAGACAUGCAGGGGUCAGACACCUGCUCAAGCUGAACUAAAUUUUCUACACAAAGUGAAAUGGUUAGAAAUGUAUGGUGUUGAUAUGCACACAGUUUUAGGAAAAGAUGGUAAUGAGUAUUCAUUAGGUCUCACUCCUACUGGUAUUCUAGUCUUUGAAGGUAACACAAAAAUUGGUCUUUUCUUUUGGCCAAAAAUAACGAAACUGAACUUCAAGAACAAGAAGUUGAGUCUUGUUGUUAUUGAAGACGAUGAUGAAGGCAAAGAACAAGAACAUACUUUUGUGUUCCGUCUUCAUAAUCAAAGAGCUUGUAAACAUUUAUGGAAAUGUGCCAUAGAACAUCAUGCUUUCUUCCGUUUAAGAGGACCUGUCAUGGAGCCUUCAACUAAACAAGGCUUUAUUCGCAUGGGUUCACGUUUCCGUUAUAGUGGUCGCACAGAAUUCCAAACCAUUCAACAUAAUAGAGCUCGAAGAACAGUUCAUUUUGAAAGACGACCAAGCCAGAGAUAUUCACGCCGUCCAAAUCAUCAUCCACCAUCAUCAGCUCAAGAAUCUCGAAAGCCUGUUACAAUUAUUUCAGAAACCACAGAGGCUGUAAGUAGUGUCCCUGCACUUGUAGAGCCAGUAGCAAAUGGGAAAUUAAAUGAUAAUUCAAACAAUGCAUUAGCUAAUCCUUCGGAAGACAAAAUAAGUGAACUGAUUAAAACUAUUGCUAAAGAUGCAACCACAUCUGAACUACAUGAUCUCAAAGCAGGAGGUUCGAACCCAUCCACAAGCAUUGAAAAUAAUCCAUUAUCUGAAUCUGAAAUUCUUGCUUACAAGCUGAAAGCACUGGAUUCCUCUCCUUCAACUUUAAGGAAAGGCCUAUUAAAAGUUCCAGGAUGCACUUCAGCAAUGAAAGACAUCAACAUUUUACCCAAUAAUAAAAUGCUGCCAAGUAGUGGAGGUGCCAAACCAAUACCUUUAGAUCAAAUGAAAUGUAAUAUUCUCAAAUCUAAAGUGAAUGAAGAAAAAUCAAAGAAUAGUGAAAAGUCCCACCCAUCUGAUGCAGAUGAGGAAGUGCAGUACAAAGCUACAAGUAUGGAGAAACUUAUUCCUGCCUCAAAAAUUAGCACAUGCGACUUGAUGUGCAACUCCUGUGAUACAUGUAGUAAAGCAAAAUUAAGCCCACCACAGAUUCUACAAGAACUUACAGAAGUAAUGAAAGAUUCAUCGCUGUCACAGCCUCUUACUAAAACUAUUUUAUUGGAAGAAAGCCACAUAUCACCAUGGCAUGUUUCUUCACCUUCAAAUGAUACAUUUACUCUCUUGACAACCGAACUGUAAUUAGCAUGAUAAAGUACUUUUCAUUACAUGCACCUUGUAAAUGACUUCCAAUGAAUGAAUAUCCUUGGUGAAUUUAUAAACAUUCCAAGAAACUGAUAUUUUUCAUAUGCAUUUAAAGAUUUAUAUUUUUUCUAUGACAUUCCAGGAUUCAGGAUAAACACAUUUGAAAGAUGUCAGUAUUAUUUUGGUAUGAUAAUUAUGUGUUUUAACCUAGGAAGAAUAGACUUGUAUUUAUUUUUUCGCACUAUUUUAAGCAGACUAUGAGUGAUCUGUACAACAAGAAAUAUAUAUUUAUACAAAUGUAUUUUAAUAAAUAGCAUAUUGGAAAUUUCA
Messenger RNA from Argiope bruennichi, 2352 nucleotides. Its product is annotated as band 4.1-like protein 5. Bases 112 to 2019 code for a protein of 635 amino acids. The transcript has 15 exons. Gene Ontology annotation, cellular component: cytoskeleton. The record is from RefSeq and is a predicted model, not a curated record. NCBI's taxonomy places the organism in Eukaryota, Metazoa, Arthropoda, Arachnida, Araneae, Araneidae.